This is a messenger RNA of Ylistrum balloti, 3697 nucleotides long. RefSeq names its product protocadherin gamma-A4-like. Gene Ontology annotation, molecular function: calcium ion binding. Gene Ontology annotation, biological process: homophilic cell-cell adhesion. Lineage: Eukaryota; Metazoa; Mollusca; Bivalvia; Pectinida; Pectinidae. The transcript has 6 exons. The record is from RefSeq and is a predicted model, not a curated record. The coding region runs from base 1 to 3417 and encodes 1138 amino acids. Gene Ontology annotation, cellular component: plasma membrane.
AUGGAGGUUGGGGAGGCUGAGCGUGGGAAUGUGAGAAGAAGAGACACUCAGGAACAUGACAUAAAAUCAGAAUAUACGCCUUUCUAUACGGAGACAUUGUCUCAUACUUAUACUGUAACUGAGGAUUUAGUUAACCCACUUAUACUUGGAAUCAUUGCUCAGGAUGUGGAUUUAAGUAGUCAACUUUCGGACUCGGAUGAUUAUGCUAACCUCCGUUACAGUUUUCUCUCUCAGGAUCAUCCCCACACAUUUCGGUUUUCUAUAGAUGAAAUCACAAGUGCUAUCUCGACUAAUGACAGACUAGACAGAGAUGUGAUUUGUGAAUUUACCCCGGAAUCUUGUGAGUUGUCGUUGGAAGUAGCUGCCCAAUCUACCAUUGGCGUAUUCUUCAAAAAGAUACAAGUUACUGUGGUGAUUAAGGAUCAGAAUGACCAUGCUCCAAGUUUCGACCACGCCGGUAUGUUUUACCUGUCUAUAUCUGAAUCGUCUCAGAUUGGUCGCGAGUUUACUUUAGAUAGUGCCAAGGACAAGGACAGUAAGCGUUACUCUGUGACAAAUUACAGUGUUGUACCCUCAACUUCCCCGUUCACCACUAAAUUUACAAUUGACCUCGUUGGCAGCACCGAUGUGAAGCUCAAGGUCACACGAGAAUUAGACCGUGAAACAAAUGACCACUACCAACUUCAAGUCAUAGCAGAAGAUGGAGGCUCGCCACCAAAAACUGGAGUUCUCAAUAUUAAUGUUACCAUUGAGGAUGAAAACGAUAACCCUCCGACCUUUACCUUACAGUCGUAUAAUGUCAGUGUGAAAGAAGAUAUUGCAAUAGGAACCGUCAUCUUAGAGAUGAAGGCUGUAGAUCCAGACGUGGGAAAAAAUGGUGAAGUUAUCUACAAGAUCAGCACCAAUCAACGACCGGAAAUCCAGGCUCUUUUCACCAUGGACCUGACAAGUGGGAAACUUGCAGUUGCUCAAACUCUCAUGCCUGCGGAGACAUACAAAUUAAUCGUGGAGGCUUACGAUAAGGGAGACCAGCCUUCAAAGGCACAAGUGUAUGUGUUUAUACAUGUGGAAGACUCCGGCAAUAACCCACCAGAAAUUAAGAUUAAUUUGCUAUAUGGUGGGGAUCAAAAUGUCGCCAAAAUUUCUGAGUACGCCAACAUGGGGUCACCCGUUGCUCAUGUUGCUGUGACUGAUCCAGACACAGGCAGGAAUGGGAUUGUCACAUGCUCAAUCUCAAAUUCCGAGGAUUACUUUCAGCUUCAAAGGUUAGAGGUCAAUGAAUAUAAGGUCAUUGUCCACAAGCCUCUAGAUCGGGAAAAUAAAGCGCAACAUGAUAUCUCGGUGUUUUGUGAAGAUGUAGGUACUCCACCCUUAAACAACACAAAAACAUUCUCUGCCGUUGUAUUAGAUGAAAACGACAAGUACCCACAAUUCUCGAAACCUGUGUAUACUGUAACCUUUCCAGAGAACCGCAACAAUGGAGAGGUCAUCAUACAGGUCACAGCUAAUGACCUUGAUGAAGGUGACAAUGCAAGAUUGUCAUAUACUUUAGAUGGUGAUUCCAAAGGAUAUUUUAGUAUUGACAAUACUGGACGGAUAUUCUCAAACAUAGCUUUCGACAGGGAAACAACCCCUUUGUUCAAGUUUCAAGUCAUCGCUUCAGAUCAUGGCGAUCCACCAUUGUCAUCAACGGCAACAAUUGAGUUGAACAUCAGUGAUGAAAAUGAUAACUCACCAGAAUUUACAGAAACUACAUAUACUACCCUCAUCCAGGAGAAUAUGCAAAUCGACACUUACGUGAUGCAAGUGUAUGCAUCUGACCGCGAUGCUGACUCAAAUGGCUAUGUGACAUUCAGUCUGGCUCAAAACUCCAAUGUGCCUUUUCUUGUGUUGCCUGAUGGUUCAAUCCACACCACACAAUCCCUUGACCGUGAGGUGGUCAACAAAUACGUUUUCAAUGUCCUGGCAACUGAUCAUGGUAUACCGGCCAGGGAAAGUUCGGUCCAGGUAACUGUGACUGUUGGUGACCGUAACGAUAACACACCAGUCAUCAUUUACCCCAACAUUUCUAACGACACGGUUCAUAUUCCUUACACAUCACGUGAAAAUACCAUUAUUGCUGUCAUACAGGCUCAUGACCUUGACCUUGGCCUGAACCAGAAAUUACUGUUUUUGGUGAAGGAGAGAAAUGAUUCGGAUCUCUUCAAUGUGCUGAGUAUCACUGGAGAAGUGAUUGUAGCCAGACAAAUGCAAGAGUCACACCGAGGCAGAUACUUUCUUCAAAUCGUUGUGAUGGACCAAGGUACCCCAUAUUUGUCAUCUGUUACCAAACUGACCAUUGUGGUAACAGACAAAAAUGUUACGGCAACCACAAUGCCACCUUCAGAUGGAGUCAACAAGUACAAUGUGGCCAUCGUGGUUACCGUUGUUGUGGUAACGCUUGUACUAUCUGCUACUAUUCUUGUGACCAUUUUCAUCAUUCGACGCUUGGAUCGAAAGAAAUUUUCCGAAGGCUUAGUAUUAGAUGGAACUAAACCACAGGCAGAAAAAAAUUUGGUAAAAUCAUCCAACCUUACUGGAAAAGCAACCCCAAAUCUGUACAGUCCUCAAGGAGAACGAGUUGGAGUAGGGAUGUAUAGCUAUGCGACAGAGCCUGCCCUUGACAGAAUGAGUCUUUCCAGCAAUAACACAUUACAGGCAUCACAUGUUUCAUACGACCACACAGACUCUGGCAGUAAGGAGGGCACACUACAGCGUUGUGAAACGCCUCAAAAUGACGUCCACCAGUCCGACCUCCACCGCCUUGCUUCGAUACGACUUCACCAGGCUCUUGUACAGUCACAUGACAAAGCCUAUGCCAAUCAACAUGUAGAGCUCCCUUAUAACAGAGAGACAAAGAAAUCUACAGACGAUAACAGUGACACAUCGGGGGACACCAUACCCAGUGACAGUGGACGGGGUGCUAGUGACCAGGAGGAGGUACAGAGCAUCACACAGUCACAUACCUCAGAACAUUUAAGACGUCAGCCUCCACCAAUUAGUCGGAAUUUCAGAAACACAGAAAAAUUCCAAAGAAAUAUUCCUCAGACAAAUCAUUACAUGGACAUGUCUGGAAGGAAAGUCAAUAAUGGAAUUAACUCCGGAAUUAUUCCACAACGAUUCCACGAGGAACUCAAACAUCAGCUUCAGCCAUGUUAUUCCUUCCCUCGUCAACAAAAACUUUCCUACAGUAGUGUAGGCUCAGAUGUUCCAACAUACGGACACUUUCAACGAGGGUUGAGCGUGGAUGAAACUGUUGACAGUAUUGCGACGGGUUAUGACGAUGAUGAUACAACGACAUCAGGGAGUUAUACAAUUGACAAUGAUGAUUUUCCGAUGGAACUCCAUUUUGAAAAAGUGCAUGAUGUGUUUGUGUGAUAAUUAUUUCUGUAUUGCGAUGAUUCGAAAUGUGUUCUGUUUGGAAUAGGUUACUCUAGUCAUGUGCCAAAUUUGAAAUAAUUUUACUUUGUAUGUGUUGAUACACAAUGCUGAUACAGUUGUGGCCAUUGUGAGUUGGAACAGUUAAUUCUAUAAAAAAUGAACUUUAACAACUUUUCAAAUUUAUGCAACUCCAUUGUUGAUACAGGGUUUGUGAAAAGAAAAUUGAACAAAACAAUACUGAGAUUCAAGAUACUAAAAGGGAUUUUCAACUACAUGU